This is a messenger RNA of Nerophis lumbriciformis (worm pipefish), 2334 nucleotides long. Lineage: Eukaryota; Metazoa; Chordata; Actinopteri; Syngnathiformes; Syngnathidae. The record is from RefSeq and is a predicted model, not a curated record.
AUGGCCGCUCAGGUCACCAGCGUCAGCUCUCUCAACGUUAGCCCGCUGUCUGAACUCAAAAGUGAGAAGGAGCAGCAGCAGCAGCAUGAGAACAAGGAAGCGGCAGAUCUCCUGGCCAAAAGGAACUCUCCAUUUGGAACACCAUUGAACAACUACAUCAGCCAUUACGAAGGGUUAUCCUAUGACACUGAUGCUGUACACAAAAAGCACCAGAGGGCCAAGAGGGCGCUCUCACCUCAAGAUGAAAUCCUGCACCUCAACUUUCAUUCUCAUGGCAGAAAUUUCAACUUGCGCAUGAAGAGAGACACCUCAAUGUUUACCCCUGAUGUUGUCAUGGAGGUGUCAGGAGAGGAGAACCCAAUUGACACGUCUCAUAUCUACAGUGGAGAAAUCUUGGGAGAAAAAGAUACAGUGAGCCAUGGGUCCGUGAUCAAUGGCCGAUUUGAGGGCUUCAUUAAAACACAGCAGGGAACAUAUUAUGUUGAACCAUCAGAAAGGUACUUGGAGGAGAAGAAUACCCCCUUUCACUCCAUCAUUUAUCAUGAGGAUGACGUUACUUACCCUCAUAAAUAUGGGUCUAAUGGAGGCUGUGCUGAUCCCACGGUGUUUAAAAGAAUGAGGAAGUACCAGGAAUCCGCGAUUGACUUGCCUGUUAAAGUACGUACCAGCGUUGUCGACAAUGAGCAUGAAAACAGAGGCUACGGUCCUGUCAUUUUUAAAAAGAAGAGGGCAGUGGAGCAAGAUAGAAAUAUCUGCCAGCUUCUAAUUCAGGCUGACCACUUCUUUUACAACUAUUAUGGCAGUCGAGAAGCUGUCAUUGCACAGAUCUCCAGCCAUGUCCAGGCAGUUAACGCCAUUUACCAAAUCACAAACUUCAAUGGCAUCCGAAAUAUCGGAUUCAUGGUGAAAAGGAUCAUUAUAAACAGCACAAAUACCCAACGUGACAACCCAUUUCGUUUUGCCAACAUUGGAGUGGAGAAGUUUUUGGAGCUCAACUCUGAACAGAACCACGAUGAUUACUGCCUGGCUUACCUAUUCACCGACAGGGACUUUGACGGCGGCGUCCUUGGCUUGGCUUGGGUCGGCUCAGAAAACUCGGGAGGCAUCUGUGAGAAAAACAGACUCUAUUCGGAUGGGAAGUGGAAGUCGCUCAACACAGGCAUUGUCACCGUAAAGAACUACGGCUCACACGUCCCUCCGAAGGUGUCGCACAUCACCUUCGCCCAUGAGAUCGGGCACAGUUUUGGCUCUAAUCAUGACACUGGAAUCAAGUGCACUCCAGGAGAGUCUUCCAUUCAGGCUGAAAAGGAGCUUGGCAAUUACAUUAUGUAUGCCAGAGCUACCUCAGGAGAUAAGCUCAACAACAACAAAUUUUCAUCAUGCAGCAUCGACUCUAUAAGUGCCAUUCUCACAAUCAAAAAGGAUAGGUGUUUUGUUGUGUCUGGACAGCCUAUCUGUGGUAAUGGACUUGUGGAGGAGGGAGAAGAGUGUGACUGUGGCUAUCGCGAUCAGUGUACUGACACCUGCUGCUAUGAUGCCAAUGAAGAGGAAAGCAAAAGGUGUAAACUCCAACCUGGAAAGAGCUGCAGCCCAAGUCAAGGCCCAUGCUGCACUGAGGUGUGCUCUUUUAAGGACCAACUUCACAGUUGCAGCAAAGAGUCGGAGUGUGCCUUCGAGGGCAUGUGCGACGGAACCACUGCUCAGUGUCCCACCGCUCAACCAAAGGAAAACUUCACCUCUUGCCACGAGGACACACAAGUCUGUAUCAAAGGGGUCUGUUCAGGUUCCAUUUGCGAGAAGUACAGUCUAGAAGAAUGUACUUGUGCUAGUGAGAACGAAAAAGAUGAUGUGGCUGAACUCUGUCAUGUGUGCUGCAUGGAAAAAAUGAACCCUAGCACCUGCAGCAGCACUGGUUCGGAGAAAUGGGCCCAGUACUUCAACGGAAGAGUCAUUAAUCUGCAGCCAGGCUCACCAUGCAAUGAUUUCAAGGGCUACUGCGACGUGUUCAAGAGGUGUCGUCUGGUGGAUGCCGAUGGGCCUCUUUCAAGGCUAAAGAAAGCCAUAUUCAAUUCAGAAAUCUAUGAGACCAUAGCUGAGUGGAUCGUGGAUCACUGGUGGGCAGUGCUUUUGAUGGGCCUCGCUCUUAUUUUGUUAAUGGCUGGUUUCAUCAAGAUCUGCAGCGUCCACACUCCCAGCAGCAACCCAAAACUGCCUCCUCCAAAGCCGCUGCCAGGCACCUUGAGAAAAAGGCAGCAGCGGUACGCCGCAGCGAACGCGCCGAGGCAAUAUCGCCACCGCAGAGACGACUACCAAAUGGGUGAAAUGGGCCUCUGA